UCCUUGCUGAGUCUGCUAGUCAAAGCCUCUAGGACCCUGGGUCCUGUGCCUGGUCUCUGAUGGAUCCUUGUCUGGUUCCCAUCUGUGAGCUCAUGAGACAGUGCUCUUGGCCUCCUGAGAAAAGAAAAGGAAGUACAGAUUUCCAGUUCCGGGAGUUUUAGGGCAAGGAUGACAUGAAGACCUGUCAUUGCCUAAUCAGCUGGGGUGCUAGGCCUCUGUCCUGUGUUGCAGCCUCACCAUGGAGCAGCUGAGCUUGGCCAACACCCGGUUCGCACUGGACCUCUUCCGCACCCUGAAGGACAGCGACCCCUCUGGGAACAUCUUCUUCUCCCCCAUGAGCAUUUCCUCAGCGCUGGCCAUGGUCUUUCUGGGGACCAGAGGCACUACCUCUGCACAGAUGUCCAAGACUCUUCACUUUGAUGCCGUGGAGGAGAUUCAUUCCAGUUUCCAGAGUCUGAAUGCUGACAUCAACAAGCGCGGAGCUCCCUAUCUUCUGAAACUUGCCAAUAGGUUAUAUGGAGAGAAAACCUAUGAGUUCCGCCCUGAGUUCUUAGCUUCAACCGAGAAAAUGUAUGGAGCUGAACUGGCCAGUGUAGAUUUUCAGCGAGCUUCUGAAGAUGCAAGGAAGGUGAUAAAUGAGUGGGUCAAAGGGCAGACUGAAGGGAAAAUUCCAGAGUUGUUGGCUGUAGGCAUGGUUGAUAAUAUGACUAAACUUGUGCUAGUUAAUGCCAUCUAUUUCAAAGGAAACUGGAAGGAGAAAUUCAGUGAAAUGGACACAACAGAUAGACCUUUCAGAUUGAAUAAGAAAGACACAAAAACAGUGAAAAUGAUGUAUCAGAUGAGUGAAUUCCCAUUUGGCUACAUUGAGGACCUUAAGUGCCGGGUGCUGGAGCUGCCUUACCAGGGCAGGGAGCUCAGCAUGGUCAUCCUGCUGCCAGAUGACAUCGAGGACGAGGCCACGGGUCUGAAGAAGAUCGAAGAACAGUUGACCUUAGAAAAACUGCAUGAGUGGACCAAACCUGAGAAUCUGAGUUCCAUGGAAGUCAAUGUCUACCUGCCCAAGUUCAAGCUGGAAGAGAACUACAACCUCAACUCUCACCUGGCCAGCCUGGGUAUAGAGGAUCUCUAUACUAGCCGAGCUGAUCUGUCUGGCAUGUCAAGUACUGGAAAUCUUUUUAUGUCACAAAUUGUCCACAAGUCUUUUGUGGAAGUAAAUGAGGAGGGUACAGAAGCAGCAGCUGCCACAGAAAUGUUCAUCGACUGCUGCCUUAUGCAAGAGGAAAAUUUUGUGGCCGACCAUCCAUUCAUUUUUUUCAUUCGACACAAUGCCUCAACUAACAUUCUGUUCUUAGGCAGACUUUCUUCCCCAUAGAAACUGUGGAAAUCCAAGGCAAAGCUCAGAGCUUUGUCACUAGCCCUUUCAAUGGUGAUAGUUUUCAUAUAUCUUCUGCAACAAAUCUACCAUCCCAAAACUAAUCUCUAA
Molecule: messenger RNA, 1483 nt
Organism: Pipistrellus kuhlii (Kuhl's pipistrelle)
Lineage: Eukaryota; Metazoa; Chordata; Mammalia; Chiroptera; Vespertilionidae
Product: leukocyte elastase inhibitor
Exons: 6
Coding region: 239-1372 (377 amino acids)
Biological process (GO): negative regulation of endopeptidase activity
Molecular function (GO): serine-type endopeptidase inhibitor activity
Source: RefSeq, a predicted model, not a curated record